This is a messenger RNA of Seriola aureovittata, 1051 nucleotides long. It is a transcript of the gene id1, whose product is annotated as inhibitor of DNA binding 1, HLH protein. Gene Ontology annotation, cellular component: nucleus; cytoplasm. NCBI's taxonomy places the organism in Eukaryota, Metazoa, Chordata, Actinopteri, Carangiformes, Carangidae. The coding region runs from base 125 to 523 and encodes 132 amino acids. The record is from RefSeq and is a predicted model, not a curated record. The transcript has 2 exons. Gene Ontology annotation, biological process: circadian regulation of gene expression; negative regulation of transcription by RNA polymerase II; cell differentiation. Gene Ontology annotation, molecular function: transcription regulator activity; protein dimerization activity.
AUGUGGAUGUUGCAAACUGUCAACAUUCCCUUGCUCACAUCUCCAAGAGGAGUAGAAACGCCGUUGCUCAACUAUUUCUUUUUCCUCGUCAUCCUUGGAAACUACACCUUAUACACUAAUCAAGAUGAAGGUUGUCGGAUCUACCUGCGCCCUGAAGAGCAAGGUCGGCGGAGAGGACGUGGUGCGCUGCCUGUCCGAUCAGAGCCUGACCAUCUCCAAGUGCAAGAUCCCGCUUCUGGACGAGCAGAUGACCGUCUUUCUGCAGGACAUGAACAGCUGCUACAGCAAGCUGAAAGAGCUCGUGCCCACCCUGCCCACUAACAAGAAGGCCAGCAAAGUGGAGAUCCUGCAGCACGUAAUCGAUUACAUCUGGGACCUGCAGGUCGAGCUGGACGAGCCGGAGAAGAGCCGCCAGCACUCCGCCGGCAACGUCCCCCGCACACCGCUGACCACCCUGAACGCAGAGAUCGCCAGCAUCUCAGUGGAGAAUGGAUGCUCAGAUGACAGGAUUAUGUGCCGUUAAGAGCUCGUGGAGCAUUGCACCAUGACCCCACAGGGAGCACCGCCAAGAACGAACAAGGCUACAUGAUGUGACUUCUCGACCACAUCAAUAAAAAACCUUGAACUGUGUAGGGACGUUUCAAACUCCCAAUGCUAGAAAAAUAACGUUGUGUGGACAUCCUCCGGCGGCGAGGAUCUCUGCCGCUCACGACUCUCGAUUCAUCCGAGGGUCCUGAGAGAAGAAGACCGGUAGUGUCCAGAUAGAGACUGGGUUAGCCGGAGGACCAAGACGAGUUCAGUGCAGCCAGCAGCCGCUUGUUGCUUGUAGAGUUUCUAAAGAAAACUAAUGUUUCUGUCACGCUCUUUGUAUCUUGUGUAAACCAUGUAGAGAAUUCAACGUUUUGUAAAAGAAAAAAAGUAAAUUUCUCAGAUUCCUGAGCGACAAACUGUAUUGUAUAUUACAAUGCCUCAUUAUGUGAAGAUAUUGUUUUCUUACAAUGUACCUUAUUGGUGUUUUUAUUAAAACAAGACAAUUAUUUUUGAACAAGAA